AUGAAGAGAGAGGAUCCACCCCGCCGCCAAAACGUGAAGCACGCCGUCCAUGUCGGCUGCUGUGCUCGUUGGCGCGCCCCUUGUGGGCUGGAGCUGCCUGCCAGGUGCGAGCCCGAGCACGGGAUUGUCGCGCCGCGCUGCCUGUGUUCCGCGCUUCCGCACCCUGUGCACAUGUGCUCGCUCGCUCGCGCGACUCGAUCCUGCGCAGGCCGGCAGCCCGGAGGCGACAAAGCAACGAGCGCUGGGGCCUUGUCGGCGCACGCCCCCUCGGCCCCCAUCCUUCAUCAAAGCCCGUCAUUUUGGCAGACUCAUGGAAAGCCUGACCCUCAGACGAUUGCUGCCGUCAGCCAUGAGAUGGCCAGAGGUGCCACUCGCAGACUUGGACGCGAAUCUCGGCGACAGCGAGCGCCGUCGAGUCGCCCGACGACAGCUGUGCCGUUGUGCAUGAAUUGA
Purpureocillium lilacinum is the source of this 453-nucleotide messenger RNA. NCBI's taxonomy places the organism in Eukaryota, Fungi, Ascomycota, Sordariomycetes, Hypocreales, Ophiocordycipitaceae. The record is from RefSeq and is a predicted model, not a curated record.